AAGACGAAGAAGAUGAAGUUGGGGGAUCCGGUGAUAGCGAUGUGGAAGGACAUUUGGAGGUGGAGAGACGGCUGGACCAUGAUUUAAGUAGGUUUGAAAUGAUCUGCCCAACUUCUGGUGGUGAAGAACAGAGCACCCUUUUGGAGAGUAGAGUGGAUGAUCAAGAUUCUCACAUAGCGCAGCUUGAGGAGGAGAAUUUGACAUUGAAGGAAAGGGUUUUCUUCAUGGAGAGAGAAUUGGAAGACCUGAGAAGAAGGGUCCAGUGCUUGGAAACUGAAGGAUGGCGCUUGCAUCCGGUGGACAAUAACAACAAAGAGGAGACUGCAGCGUCCGAGAAUGCCUUUGAGAAUGGUGGAAUCGGCCAUGCGUGCUCCGAGACGAGCAUUAAUGACAUUGGCAAUGAAUGAGAUGACAACUCUCAUCUACCAAGGUUCAAUUUGGUGAAUUUGUGAAAUAUAUUGCAUUAGUCUCCCUCUUGUUUUAGGAUUUUUAGAUUUUUACUUUCAGUUUCGUGUAGUUUAGUGGUUCUUUCUUUAUCCUUUCCCUUGUGGGUCUGACUCAAAUCAGAAUCUGUUGACCUCCACAAUGAGAGAUAGAUAGGUUUAAGUAGUGUGCAGAGCUAACCCUUAUGUAUGAAGUUUGUCCUAUCUGUUCUUUUGUUCAUAUAUCUUAAUCUUUUGGUCUUUAGAUGUUCCUUUCCUUGGAAUCUGUUCUCUCCAUUUCUCUUGAUUUCAUUUAAGAGUAAUCUUAAAGCUCGACUUCUUUUUUCAAGUUGCAAAUGAAUUGUAGAUUACAGGGAUGUGUUUUGUGGUUCACAGAUCUUUGUUUUCUAAUGGAACACAGUUCAUGAAGUGUUAGAUUGCAGGGCCCAUUGUUUU
Momordica charantia (bitter melon) is the source of this 878-nucleotide messenger RNA. RefSeq lists its product as uncharacterized. The record is from RefSeq and is a predicted model, not a curated record. NCBI's taxonomy places the organism in Eukaryota, Viridiplantae, Streptophyta, Magnoliopsida, Cucurbitales, Cucurbitaceae.